UAAUUCAAAAAAAACCUGCUGGUUUGGGAAGCAAAUGAAAAUAAGUAAAAGGUAUUACACUUUGAGUUUGUGGACUAACUUCAGGAUCAAAAGCUAUUGGUAUCCAAACUGAAUGAGGACAACCAAUUCUCAAUCGUGAGGGUUCCAUCAUCCGAUCAAUUAGCAAUUGAUCAAGCCAUUAGGUCAUGUCAAAAUUGAUGAAUUAUUUAUGUCACGCAUUCUUAACCGUAAGAUGUGUGUUAUUUUAAGUGGCUAAGCAUACGUACUAUAUGAAUCUAUUUCAAUGUAUCAUAUAAAUAUACCGUGCUUUUUAAAUAAACGAUCAUUGCAUUAUUCUACAUUGUUUCUGUAUACAGUACAACCAGCAACACAUGUGAUUUGCAUUCAUUCGAUUUUUUUUGUUUGUUUGUUUUGUUGAUGGAUCAAAUUCUUUGUUUAGAAUAAUAAUAAUCAAAACAUGUUCGUCCGACUGAUUUCAUUCUUACAACGAUCAAUGACAAUUAAAUGUCCGCCAUCAUCAUGUGUGGCUAUGAUUGUAAGAAAUAUUUCUGACAAUCAGGAUGGAUCGAAAAAACGAGCCCUCAAAUUGAAACAAACAACCAUGAAUCAUUCGUUUCCAUCAGAAUCUGAUCUUAAUCGAUUCACAACUCGUACAUUUAAUUGUGGCCAACUAAAUGACCGGCUAAUUGGAAAACAAGUUCAACUAUGUGGUUGGCUUGAAUAUCGACGAAUGAAUCGUUUCAUUGUUCUACGCGAUAGCUAUGGACAAAUACAAUUAUUCAUAAAACGAAAACAGGAUCAAGAUAUUGUCGCCGAAUGUAAUUUGGAAUCAGUCAUACAAAUUACCGGUACGGUCGCUGCUCGACCGGAAAAAGAUAUCAACGUAAACAUGACGAAUGGUGAUAUUGAAAUUCUAGUCGAUCAUCUUGAAUUAUUGAACAAUUCAAAAGCAAACAUGCCCUUUUUGCCACUUCGUGAUUCAAUCAUGUCAACCACCGAAAACGUUCGACUUCAAUAUCGUUAUAUUGAUCUACGACGAGCACAAAUGAUCAAUAUUCUGAGGCUACGAUCAAAGAUGAUAAUGGCAAUGCGAAGUCAUUUAGUCGAACGAUUUGGAUUCAUUGAAGUGGAAACUCCAACAUUGUUCAAGGAUACACCUGGUGGAGCGCAAGAAUUUGUUGUGCCAACACGAUUCAAAGACCAAUUCUAUAGUCUAGUUCAAAGUCCACAACAAUUCAAACAAUUACUUAUGGUAGGCGGUAUUGAUCGAUAUUUUCAGAUAGCACGAUGUUAUCGUGAUGAAGGAACUAAAUCUGAUCGACAACCCGAAUUCACACAGCUUGAUCUGGAAAUGUCAUUCACGACUGUUGAUGGUGUGAUGGAAUUGAUUGAAGAUCUAAUCCAGAAUUGUUGGCCGAUUCCAAUCGAAAAAGACAAAAUUUAUCGUUCAUUUGAACGAAUUCGUUAUGAGGAUGCAAUAAAUAAAUAUGGUUGUGAUAAGCCAGAUCUUAGAGCUCCAGAGAUAAUGAUCAAAAGAAUGAAAUGUCGUCCCGAUUGGUUCAUGUUGGUCAUUCCACAAGAUUAUGAUUCAGAUUUUGUUAUUAAAAAUUUCAUUCAGAAUGAUCUCAGUCCUUUCCUUAAUACGAUGAAUUUUAAAGGUCGAUUAAAUCAUUUCAAAUAUUCAUCGCUACCAUUUCAAGCACAGGAUCUUGAUGAUGAUAUCUGUGAAGAAAUACGAAAUGAACAAAAUGCAUUUAAAGCCAAUGAUUUUAUCUGGAUCGCUUCUAGUAGUGAUCCAUUGAAUUGUCUUGACAUUCUGGGUCGAAUUCGUGCCUCUUGCAUUGAUAUGAUUGAAGAUAACCGUCUGGCUAAACUUGGCGAUGAUUCUGAUGGCCAACGUAAAUUAUCAUUCUGUUGGGUAUACGAUUUUCCAUUGUUCGCCAUGAAUCAACAAACUGGUCGAUUGGAGCCAGAACAUCAUCCAUUUACCGCACCAAAACCUGAUGACCAGUCAUUGAUAUAUACGGAUCCAGCCAAAUGUACAGGACAAUCAUUUGAUCUAGUUAUAAAUGGUCGUGAAAUUGGUGGCGGUUCCAUACGUAUUCAUUCUGCUGAAUUACAAAGCUACGUAUUAAAUGAUUUACUCAAAUGCCGAUCCAAAUCGAUGGAUUAUUUUCUGGAAGCAUUACAAUGUGGCUGUCCACCGCAUGGUGGUUUUGCCAUCGGCAUUGAUCGUCUAAUUGCUUUGAUUUGUCAACAGCCAUCAUUACGUGAUGUGAUUGCCUUUCCUAAAGCCGCACAAGGUAAAGAUCUUAUGUCUGGUAGUCCUGGGCCAAUAAGUGUCGAAACCAAACAAUUAUAUCAAUUAAUACCAUCGGAUUGAUCAAAUUGAUUUUACUUUUUUUUGUUAUGUAUCGACAUUUGUAAUUAAAUAAUUGAUUUUUAAAAACUGGAUAAAA
This is a messenger RNA of Dermatophagoides farinae (American house dust mite), 2459 nucleotides long. It is a transcript of the gene AspRS-m, whose product is annotated as aspartyl-tRNA synthetase, mitochondrial. Gene Ontology annotation, molecular function: ATP binding; aspartate-tRNA ligase activity; nucleic acid binding. Lineage: Eukaryota; Metazoa; Arthropoda; Arachnida; Sarcoptiformes; Pyroglyphidae. The record is from RefSeq and is a predicted model, not a curated record. Gene Ontology annotation, biological process: aspartyl-tRNA aminoacylation. Gene Ontology annotation, cellular component: mitochondrion; cytoplasm.